AUGGAGAACGAAGAUCGAGUCAUUGCCGCCGUCGAAGCUGAAGUCAUCGCCGAUCGGACCGAACGCUGCUCGAACCUGCCCAUCACCGCCGACCAGGUAAAGUUAACUGCCUUAAAAGGAAUCAUGCAAAACGAAGAAUCGGAGUUUAAUAAUGAAAGUGCUGUAUGCGAUUAUACACCGAAUAUGCGUGCUGGCUUCAUCAGUGCUGGUUCGUUGGUGUCGGCCAUCGGAUGCAUCUCAAAUCUUCUCUUACUUUACGUGUUCAUAACGAAAACUCGUCGGACAUACCCAUUCCAGACAUUAUUGGCGUUCCUUGAUUUCAUGCUCUGCGCUCUUUACAUUUACUGUUUCGGUUUCUUAGCGAUGGCUGUGGAAUUGCGAAUAGCGUUCUUAUACAACCUCGUUAUGGACACCAAUGUAACAACCCUAGUGAUGAGUCGGAUUGUACAACUGGCAAUUCCUUAUACACUAAUUGCUAAUUCAGCUGACAAACUGACGAUGAUCACGGGAAGAAGUUCGGACUCAGGAACAUGUUUUCAUCGUCGGCUUCUGGUGAUUGGAUUAUUGAUACUUCUUGCAACAUUUCUUCGGAUCAAUGGAUUCCUCACUCUUGAGAUCAUGCAUGAGAAAAGCUGCGACAUUUUUCACAGCAAAUGGAUAACUCACCGACAGCUCGACGAAGCAGAAGCUGAAAUGUGGAGGGUUUUCGAAAAUGUUCUAACUUUCUUCCAUACAUUCGUAUCGUUCGUUGUUUUGUGCGCCCUCAACAUUAUUGUUGUGCUAAAACUGCGUGUGGAGCAUCGCCGGGCUCGACGCCAAUCUACUUCACCAGCUCAACUAUUUUCGACGUCAGCUUCGCGACUCCAAGCAGCCCAGGAAAUCCGAGAGCAACAGCAUCGUUUAAGAUGUGCGGUUAAAACAACUGUUGUCAUUAUAACCGCUUAUCUUGCAUGCAACAGUGUCAAUUUUCUACUUUACUUAAUGGAAACGUUUCGUCCAACUUGGGUUUAUGAAGAAGAUGGGUCUUUCCGUUCCCAAUAUGUAUUCAUAAGCGAUCUCAACUCGAAUUUGUUUGUUCUUUCUUCUACAAUUCGCCUCUUUAUCUAUUAUAAGUAUAAUUCUGACAUUAGGCAACACAUCAAGAGUCUUACAUUCGUCGGAUAUUUUAUUUCAGACCAAAAAAGAAAACCAGAUGUUCUUUUGAAAGUCGAUGUUUAA
This is a messenger RNA of Caenorhabditis bovis, 1218 nucleotides long. NCBI's taxonomy places the organism in Eukaryota, Metazoa, Nematoda, Chromadorea, Rhabditida, Rhabditidae. The record is from the annotation of a GenBank genome assembly.